AUGGUUAAAAACGAAUCCCACCUGGACGCUUUGACACUGUCAAUGCUCCAGAAUAAAACAGUCUCCAUCACCCUCCCAAUUGUGUAUACAGUGGUGGCUCUGGUCAGCAUCCCUGGAAACUUGUUCUCCCUUUGGGUGCUCUGUUGGCACAUCAAACCCAAAACACCUUCUGUUAUCUUCAUGAUCAACUUAAGCAUCACAGACCUUAUGCUGGCCAGCUGUUUCCCCUUCCAGAUUUCUUAUCACCUCCAAAGCAAUCACUGGAGAUUUGGCAAGACUCUUUGCAGCCUUGUGACAGUGAUGUUCUAUUCCAACAUGUAUUCUUCCAUACUGACCAUGACUUUUAUCAGCAUGGAGCGGUACAUGGGUGUGGUACACCCCUUGAAGUUGAGCAAGUGGAGAAGAAAAAGAUAUGCCUUGGCUGCUUGCCUAGCUAUGUGGUUUUCCUUGCUACUAGCUUUCUACCCACUAGAAACUACAGACCUGACCUAUGAAGUGAAAGAAUUAGGGAUUAUAACCUGUUUUGAUGUCCUGAAAUGGGAUAUGCUGCCCACCUUUGGAGCUUGGGUAGCCUUUCUCCUCACUUUAUUUGUUGUGCUGUUCCUUAUCCCUUUUGUUGUAACAGUUGGAUGCUACAUUGGUAUCAUUAGGAAGCUAAUUCAGACAUCAAGCAGAUAUGGUAAUAAGCAAAAGACUAGAUCCAUAUACCUGGCGACAAUUGUCCUUCUGUCCUUCAUCACUUGCUUCGCCCCCAAUAACUUUAUCCUAUUUGCACAUAUGAUCAGCCGCCUAUUUUACAGCAGCAGUUUGUACCCUGCCUACAAGCUCACCUUGUGCCUCAGUUGCUUCAACAACUGCAUAGAUCCCUUCAUUUAUUAUUUUGCAUCGAAGGAAUUUUACCAGAAAUUCAUGCAAUUGUUUCGCCCUAAGGUACUGCUCAGUGACAGCUUGGAAAACAGGAGAGAAAGUUUAUUCUCUGGCAGGACCAUGUCAGCCAGAUCGAUGUCAAGUGGACCUAUGGAUGGGUUAGAGGGAGUAAAGGUCAAUUUGCAAAGGCAGGAAAGUGUUUUUUAG
Messenger RNA from Vidua chalybeata, 1074 nucleotides. It is a transcript of the gene P2RY8, whose product is annotated as P2Y receptor family member 8. The record is from RefSeq and is a predicted model, not a curated record. The coding region runs from base 1 to 1074 and encodes 357 amino acids. Gene Ontology annotation, biological process: thrombin-activated receptor signaling pathway; positive regulation of Rho protein signal transduction; blood coagulation. The transcript has a single exon. Gene Ontology annotation, cellular component: membrane. NCBI's taxonomy places the organism in Eukaryota, Metazoa, Chordata, Aves, Passeriformes, Viduidae. Gene Ontology annotation, molecular function: G protein-coupled purinergic nucleotide receptor activity; thrombin-activated receptor activity.